CGUUGGUCUCGAUCUUUCUUUCCCACGCUCCAAGAAAGAAAACCAGAGGCGCCCCCUUCCGAAUUCCCCUUCCUCCUCUUCUUCGGUUCUCAAAUCCCUAGCCAAUCCCUCUCGAUCCGUGACACACACGAAGCCGCAAAUCACAGCCUGAUUCCGACCGAUCCGUAGCAGAUCAGCUCGUCGACGCCAAUGUAUUACGGCGAGAUCCCGGACCACCGCCAUCGCCUCAUCCACUCCGUUGGCGAUGGCUUCAUACUUGGUGGAGCGUACGGCUGCGUCGUCCCCUUCAUCAGGGGCUUCCGCGGCUCGCCCAGCGGCGCCCGACUGGCCGCCGGAGCCCAGGAAGUUCUCAGGAACGCUCCUCGCCACGCCGGCUGGAUGGCCGCCUUCUCGGCCGUGCUGUUCUCCGUGGACACGGCCAUGUCGCUCGCGCGACGGAGGGAGGACCCCUUGAACCCCAUCGCCGGCGGCGCCGUCGCCUUGGCCUUACUCCGUAUGCACCGAGGCGCCCGCGCUGCAGCGCUGUCCGCUCCCGUCGGCGCCGCGGCCGUCGCGGUGCUCUUGGGCGUCGAUUGGUACAUGUCCGAGUUGCUAAGCCGCCUCAUGUCUCGCACUGAUACCCUGGCGUAUCUCAAUCCCCGACCGGGGGCUGCAUGGGUUUUCCCAGACGAACCAUCGAAACAACUGGAAGAGAAAAAAAAAACAGCUGUGCAGAACUACUACUACAAUUAUGUACUCCCUCUGUCUCCAAAUAAGUGUCGCUCGGAAAGCGUGUUUGUGAGCAAAACACGGACGGAGGGAGCACGACGGUGAAGUGCUUGGCCUGAACAUGAAGCUUCUGCUGGAUAGUAAGAUGAUAAAGGUCUUCGCUCGCGGCCUGGUGCCCUCGUCCUGAUAUUGGAUUCUAGUCAAAUUUGGUAGCUGUGUCGCAUAUCUGGAUCCAGCAAACUGAGCACCUCUAAGAUGAGAACGUGUUUUAUGCGUAUGUCUCUGUUUUAUCUGGAUGUAAUACUCCUGCUACCCUUAAAUAUAUGAUAUUUAUGACAAACAAUCUUCAUUAGAUUCGGGCAAGCUUUGA
Messenger RNA from Panicum virgatum (switchgrass), 1078 nucleotides. Its product is annotated as mitochondrial import inner membrane translocase subunit TIM17-2-like. Gene Ontology annotation, cellular component: TIM23 mitochondrial import inner membrane translocase complex; mitochondrial inner membrane. The transcript has 2 exons. The record is from RefSeq and is a predicted model, not a curated record. Lineage: Eukaryota; Viridiplantae; Streptophyta; Magnoliopsida; Poales; Poaceae. The coding region runs from base 190 to 813 and encodes 207 amino acids. Gene Ontology annotation, molecular function: transmembrane protein transporter activity. Gene Ontology annotation, biological process: protein import into mitochondrial matrix.